Messenger RNA from Petromyzon marinus (sea lamprey), 10808 nucleotides. The record is from RefSeq and is a predicted model, not a curated record. NCBI's taxonomy places the organism in Eukaryota, Metazoa, Chordata, Hyperoartia, Petromyzontiformes, Petromyzontidae.
GGGGGGGUUACAGCCGCCGUGGCUUUUAUUUUAAUGGCCUGACAGGUGCCCGCGAUAACGGUGGUGGUAGUGGUGGUAGGAGUAGGAGGAGGAGGACUAUCUCAGUAGUUCUUGACGUCUCUCGCCGGCUUCCCUCCGCGAUGUACGCCAAGGGGAAGUCGGCCGUGGUGCCGUCAGACACUCAAGCAAGAGAAAAGCUUGCUCUGUACGUGUACGAGUACUUGCUUCACGUUGGCGCUCAGAAGUCGGCACAAACGUUUCUGUCGGAGAUACGGUGGGAAAAAAAUAUAACUCUGGGGGAGCCUCCUGGCUUCCUGCACUCAUGGUGGUGUGUCUUCUGGGACCUGUACUGCGCUGCCCCGGAGAGACGCGAAACGUGUGACCACUCGAGUGAAGCCAAGGCCUUUCACGAUUACAGCGCAGCGGCGGCGGCCGCGGCAGCGGCCCAGAGCCCAGUGCUGGGAAACCUUCCCCCAAAUGACGGCAUGCCCAGCGGACCGCUGCCGCCAGGCUUCUUCCCGGGCCCCCCAGGCUCACAGAUGUCUCCACACGGGCACCCGGCUCCUCCCCACACUCCCAACAACCCCAUAAUGGGACCGCACGGACAACCGUUCAUGUCUCCUCGGUACCCAGGAGGACCCAGAGCACACCACAGGAUGCCUGGUCAACCUCCAGGUGCUGUCGCAGGCCCGCAGACUCUCCUUCCCAACAACAUGGACCCCAUCAGGAACCCAGGUCACCCUGUGAUGGGAGGCCCCCUGCAAAGGAUUGGAGGGCCACGUGGGAUGGGACCGAUGGGGCCUCAGGGUUACGGACCAGGAAUGAGGCCUCCUCACAAUUCGUUGGGAGGCCCUGGGAUGCCAGGACUUCCCUUAGUCCCAGGUGGUCGACCGUGGCCCAACCCAAACUCAAUUCCUUAUUCUGUGCCCUCACCUGGAAACUACGGGGGUCCCCCUGGCAGUGGCCCACCAGGAACUCCCAUCAUGCCCAGCCCAGGAGAUUCUAACUCGAGCGACAUGUACACCAUGAUGAAUCCCGUGCAGCCAGGGAAUCGGCCAAACUUCCCCAUUGGUCCCGGCCCGGAGGGGCCGAUGGGCUCCAUGCCUGGAAUGGGCCCCAUGGAACCCCAUCACAUGAACGGCUCCAUAGGUUCUGGUGAAAUGGAUGGAAUUCCCAAGAACUCGCCAAACAACCUCAGCAACCAGCCCGGGACGCCACGGGAAGAGGGUGAGAUCCCUGCGGGAUUCCUCAACGCCUUUCAGAACGACGGAGACCAGAAUGAGUCGGCUGCUAUUUUGAAAAUCAAGGAGAGCAUGCAGGAGGAGGCGAAGAGAUUUGAAAAGGAGCCCGGAGACCACGCAGACUUCACCUUCAUGCAAUAAACAAAACAGAUCUACAUAUAUAUAUACAUACACACACAAACGGGAAACAGAGAAAACACACACAACACGCAGAAGAUAACAAAUGUAUGGACCAAGGCGUUCACAGGCCUGUGUGCGCGAGGCGCUCAAGGGAGCGCGUGUGUUCGUGUCAUCUCUGUGGGCAGCACUAGUCUGUCUAGUCUUGAGGUGGGUAAACGUUCCCGAUUCACGAAGGGACUUUUACCACAGAAAAUACAAAAAAAAAACCCCUGAACUCGUUCGCUGCAUUUAACGCAACGUUCUUAAUCCGAGUAAAUGUUUUUUUUUAUUUUUUCGUGAGUGUUUCAGUAACGAUUUGCCUUGCAGCUUCGUGUCUUCGAUGGAGUAUAUAACAGGAAAUACAUACAUAUAUAUUUUUGUUGUUGUUUUCGUGGGGAGAAAGUGGGUGCAGUGUACGUUAUCGUCCAACGUGGGGAGGGACAGAAUCGUAACGGAGAUGGUUUUGACGUAGGGGAGCCAAACCCAGGCACUGUUGUUGUCCUCCGUUAUCCUUCAUGCGCAAGGGACGCUGUGUAGUUGGCACUGUACAUUUUUUUACGUGAAAAAAAAAACGAUGGGACGGUUAUCGAUGGAUUGUUUUACGUCCACCAAACGUUUGCAAACAACUGUGUGAUGUUGUUAUCGUCAAUUUCUUCCCUUUGUGGUAUCGGAGAACGUAAGAUGUACUUUGUGUACAUUUGGUACGUACAUGUGGAUUUGUGCGUAUGUAUUUGUGUGUGUGUGCGCGCGUGUACCUCUGUGUGUAUACGUGUGUGUAUGCAUGUAUGAGGCUAAGAAUUUAUAUCUAUCUCAAAACAUGUUUCCAUUUCCACACAGUUUAUCCCAAAGCUUUAUUAGCAGCUCCCUUCCAUUUGAUUAUGAAACACGUGGGUUGUUUAGUUUUUUUAUUUAUUAAUCACGUUUUAAAUGUGCUUAUGAACGUUGGGCUCAAUCUGUGAUCACAACAAUUGAUUCCGAGAGGUUUCAUUGCCCUCUCUACCUCGAGCGUGAUGGCUUAUGGUGUCUAAUCCACGAGGCCUUUUUUUGUGUGUGGGAACGUUGAAUUUGACCACCAGUGUUUCUACAGUGAUGUUAAAGGUCUUAGUCUCUGUUGUGUACUCAUCGAAUACUGCACACUCUGGACAAGAGAUGUACAUCGGGUUGCACAUCGUAAACGUGGAAUAUCCCCACGGAGCAGAGGGCAUGCGCAUGCACAGCGGCCUAAUUUGGCCACAAGACAAAUGACCGCACCUUCCAGGCAGAUUUUAAGCCAGAAUAAUGUUUAUAUUAUUUAUUUUUAGUGAUAAAUAUAUAUAGGGCAUCUGUUUUUGUUAUUUCGUUCCAUUUUCACUCUUGGCGUCCUAUCAUGAAAUGUAGUGUCCGUUCGGAACUCAUGCAGAGCAAUCGAAUGUCCCGUGGAAGGUGAUAUCACAAAACGACUACAGAGGUCUUAUAAAGUGACCUCUGAUCAACACCAGGGACGCAGCACUCCCCCCUCCACCCUCAUUGUAUGAUAGUCAACCAGACAUUGUUAUUAUAUUUGGCAAAUCACGUGAAAAUACACAUAGCAUAUAUUGCUUAUUUUGUGUGCAGUCAUUGAAGUUAGGGGCUGAGACCAUCGACUCACAACAGUUGAGAACCUGGCUUGGAUUCGAACCCAGGCGCGUGGUGGUGUGAGCCACAGUGCCCUGACCUCUGCGCCACCCGGGCCGGCCACUGAGGUGGCUGCCUCGUAGGGCCACUGUUGUGUUGUGCUGCCCGUGCGCACAAUUUGUGUUGUGUUGUGCUGCCCGUGCCCACAAUUUGGCCAAGAAGGUGUCGCCGGUUGUUCGUGCCGUUGAGCGGUGUGACCGUAAUAUCUCUCGCCCCGGUGUGUGCAUUAUUUAAUAUCGGGUUGGUGGGGAUUUUCACCAGCAGCAGAGAGAGACGUUUUGGUUGGCCAAUUCGACCAGGUUUUGAAAUAAAUACGAAAACAUUGCUGUGGUACGUUCACCUUCUGCAAGGUGGACCCUAGUCCUGCGUCCACGUUGUUGGAAGUGCUGGAGAGUGGAAUUGGAACGCGGGGGUAUAAACACGGGCGAGGUGCUGCUCUGCGUUAUUCCGCGGUGAAUUGGUCGGCACCUUGAGCUGCUGCGCCGUGAAAUGUGGCGACAGUUUUAGUUCCAAGUGAAAGGUUCCAACAAUCUGCCAAGCUGUGUACAGCAGAAGGACUUAUCAUUUAUUUUUGUUGAUAAUAGGCAAUAGCUUGCUUUAGGAAGUUCACUUAAAAUGUAACUAAGUUGUUGAGCGUGCGUCAUUGUCGACUUAUGUAAUUGAGCUUUGCUGAAUGUUUUUGUUGUAUAGUUUCGAUCGAUAAUUGGAUAGUCGACAUCACAAGUUUGUUCACACUUAAGAAGCCACUUUUUUCCGACAGCAGGUCCUACAAACCAAAUCCAGAAACGCAGUCCGUGAUGGCACGCGGUAAUUCCACCCAACAUUUACGAGUAUACGACUGGCAUUUUAAUAAUAUUUGUAACAGCGGCCGAGCUCGCUUCAGAUACCACAACUCUUAUCAAAGGGAAAACUAUGAGGCCCUAUUUUUAAUUUAAUGACAUUCUCAGUAUACUGUAUCGACAUGAAGUACUGCAUACCGUAUUUGAAGCUGUCAAAACAUUGUAAAAGAAUGGUAUUAGCCAUACCCAUCGAUUCACACAUUUCACAUUAUCAUAGUAUUGUAGGCAGUGACUUGAGUAGUAUUACAGAUAUUCUGUUGUACGGUUCAUUGCGGAAUUGCAAAAUAUCUUUAGUUUGGACCACCCUCGAACAAUGCAUUUUUAGCGCUCCUGUUGUCCGCCGUGAUGUGGGAGACACAUCGCAAGCCCCUACUAUUAUUAUUAUUAUUAUCCGCAAGGUUAUCCGCGAAUUUGCUGCACUUAUUUGUGGAGAGAGAAAAAAAUCACGGAUAACAGGAUGAAUAGACACACGGUUAGUAAGAGUUUUGGCGGACCCUACAGCUCCCGGGGAUAAUUGGAGUCGCGUGUGAUAGGGUCACGGAUAAGAGGAGCACUGCUGUUUACCACAGUAUACCACGGUAUGCACACAUUGUGGAAGUGUGUUUGUGAGGGGCGGUUAAAAUGUUUUGAUAACCAGUUACGGUACUUAGAUUUGAAAAAAAUGUCACAUCAACACAAUACCAAGCCGUUAAUCGAAGCCUAAUUAAAAUAGGAAUGCUAUUCAACGAUCACUGUAUGGGCCAGUAUGUUAGCCUGGGUUGUCUAAUUCUCGCUGUCACACACACGUCAACUUCAAUAUCCUCUUCCCAAAAUGUUUUGUCCGUUCGUGGUUUGUAAAGUGUACAUAUAAUGUUGAUUUGUCGCUCUCAUUGAAUCGUUUUGCUGAUAUCCUUACUCUAGAUAAUGAUGAUUUCAGGAAUAGUACAAUUUCUGAUAUGCAUUUUAUUCAAAAGUAUUAAAGACAGAUUUUUGAAGGUUGAUUUCGGUGAUAAAUUAUCGGCUCGGUUAAUAUAAACGAUGAAAGCGGUUCGAACCAAACUAUGAAUUUCAUGCAAAUUAAAGUUACGAUCACUAAUUUAAGAUAGUUUCUACCAUUGAUAAGUCAUAAAAUCACUUCAGUUAUUUAACGUAUUAAUUAAUUUGCUGUUAUACGACGCUGUAAUUGUUAGAAUUGUUUUGUUCAGUGUCUGUUUAAUUCUUGGUAUAUAUUUUUUUAAAUUUAUUUGCUGAUUGAAUUUCCAUGGCCGUUAUGAAUAUAUAAUUCGUAAUACAGUCAAUCUGUUCUGACCAACGGUAUCAGUCCACUUGCCUUUAGGUUGGUUGCUUUGCUCUGUCAAUAUUCGAUGAGGUAAUGGUUAUUAACCACAGCAAUAUUACGAAAAAGUCGUUUACUCCAAUGGCAAAAGCACAACGCGUUAUUUUUCUAAUAUAAUUUUAUGACACCAGCACACUGAGUUUGUAGUUAUAUUUAAUUGUGCUUGCCAACAUUGUAAUUUAUUAAGUUAUUGUCUAAUCGAGCUAACGUCUUUAACACGUCGCAUUAAACCAAGACAUUAGCAGGGCUGUCCGAACUGCGCUUCGCUUCCCCGUGUAGUCGACUUGCUCUCUGCAGCGGUGCACCCAGAAGCCACGGAGAGCAAAGGCCAAUUGCAUUCAGUGGCACGAGGGCUGAGGGGCAAGGCCCUCUGGUGUGCAUGGGGGGGUGACAGCCUUUUUAUUAAUUUGUGUAUGCUCACCGCGCUUUCGCCGCAAAAUCGAGGGUGUAACGAUGGCAAGAUUCGUCAAUGGAAAUUGAUCCUCAUCCCCGUGAUCCACUCUCACUGUGAGUGAUCAUUUUAAUAGAUCCUAUUCGGUUUGUAUACGGUUUGUGCAGUGGGUUAAUGUGGCCUCAGCAGCCACCAGAGGCGCUAUGCGUUCGACCGCAUCGUAGAGACAAGCAAAAUCGUGGAUUCGUUCGUGGGAAUCCCAACACAGCAAUGUCGAGCUGCGACAUAGGAGAGAAAAUGACAUUUUGUAUUUCCGUCAUGUGUGAGUACACCUCUGGCAAACCAAACACUUACUAACUCACAAAAGGUCAUUGAUAACGCUGAGAAGCAUGAGCUUGUCGAGCGCAGUUGUAAUAAGCGAAGUGAGUAAAGUGUUACAUUUAUGGUUGAGCCAACUAUGAUGACGAUGCAAUCAAAUCUGCUUGUCACGUGAGUCUAUGGAGUCAGAGUUGCGGGUCUUCUCUUUGAAAGGCGUUCGUCAAGUUUGUAUAGGGACCCCCCACCCACCCACCCAACCGUACUAAUGCACAGUAUUUUAAAAUAUCUUAUAGCAUCAAGCUCCUGAGGGUUAUUCUUCUAAUGAGCGCCAUUUGGGUCAACGUUUUGGCGAGUACCUUAAAAGGGAGUGACGAAAAUCUGAUGGGCCAAAGGCUCCCAAUUUUAUUCAAACGGAUGGCUGCAUGGCCAGUGGCCUGGCCAUUGAUUUACAACUGGGUUGUAUUUGAGCCGGAACGUGUCUGUGCCCAGCUAUGAAAUCCCAGACGUGUGGGGGUUUUUUUUUACAACGUGAGUGUUGACAUCUAGUGCUUGUGAUAUGACGGCGAUUCAACACGUUGUUGCGGCUCUACAUUGAAUUAUUUCACAGGCUCUUCAAAAUUGUUUUUGAAUUGGCACUCAAGAUUUGUGGGGGGGGGUUUUUUUUAACAAAGGGGUGGAGUGAAUGUGAUGUUAUAUAAAAUUCAUAUUCUAAUCAAAAGGAGUGUUUUAUUUAUUGGUUCCGGUUAGAUCAGUGUAAAAUAAACAAAGUGUUUUUGCCGUCGGAGUAUCCCUUUUGGGCACUGUCGUUUUAUUAUUCAACUUUUUUUUUGCCCCAAAUGGAAAUGUAAAAGCCUCAUUUCCACGCACACACCAUCACAUUGAAAGACAAAUUGCAAUGAGCCCGAAUUAACUCUUAAACGGCACUUUGGACCAUCGUGAAAAAAAAUCCGUUUUCUUUGUAAACUGAAGAUCGCGUUUCAUUACAGCAUCUGAACAUUGGAAUCCGGUGCAUAGAUAACACGGAAGAGUGAUUUUCUUGCCAUCAUGGUCCAUGCCUGUGUGGAUAAGGCACGGGUAGCUAUAGCAAAGAACCACAACAUUCCUUCAGUUGUAUUCUCCUAAAAGUCGCUCGGAGCAGCGUUUGGCCACCACUGUAAUUGCACAUCCAACGGCCUAAGGCGCAAUUCCUAAACGCGUUGGUGAUAAUGCUGGAAGAAGGUGGAGUAUUAAGUAACUUAGUUGGUGAUAAUGAUGAAAGUAGGUGGAGUCUUAAGUAACUUAGUGAUAAUGCUGGAAGAAGGUGGAGUCUUAAGUAACUUAAUUGGUGAUAAUGCUGGAAGAAGGUGGAGUCUUAAGUAACUUAGUUGGUGAUAAUGCUGGAAGAAGGUGGAGUAUUAAGUAACUUAGUUGGUGAUAAUGAUGAAAGAAGGUGGAGUCUUAAGUAACUUAGUUGGUGAUAAUGCUGAAAGGUGGAGUCUUAAGUAACUUAGUUGGUGAUAAUGCUGGAAGAAGGUGGAGUCUUAAGUAACUUAGUUGGUGAUAAUGCUGGAAGGUGGAGUCUUAAGUAACUUAGUUGGUGAUAAUGAUGAAAGAAGGUGGAGUCUUAAGUAACUUAGUUGGUGAUAAUGUUGGAAGAAGGUGGAGUCUCAAGUAACUUAGUUGGUGAUAAUGUUGGAAGAAGGUGGAGUCUUAAGUAACUUAGUUGGUGAUAAUGCUGGAAGAAGGUGGAGUAUUAAGUAACUUAGUUGGUGAUAAUGAUGAAAGAAGGUGGAGUCUUAAGUAACUUAGUUGGUGAUAAUGUUGGAAGAAGGUGGAGUCUCAAGUAACUUAGUUGGUGAUAAUGUUGGAAGAAGGUGGAGUCUUAAGUAACUUAGUUGGUGAUAAUGUUGGAAGAAGGUGGAGUCUUAAGUAACUUAGUUGGUGAUAAUGCUGAAAGAAGGUGGAGUCUUAAGUAACUUAGUUGGUGAUAAUGCUGGAAGAAGGUCGAGUCUUAAGUAACUUAGUGAUAAUGCUAUAAAAAGGUGGAGUCUUAAGUACCUUAGUUGGUGAUAAUGCUGGAAGAAGGUGGAAUCUUAAGUAACUUAUUUGGUGAUAAUGCUGGAAGAAUGUGGAGUCUUAAGUAACUUAGUUGGUGAUAAUGAUGAAAGAAGGUGGAGUCUUAAGUAACUUAGUUGGUGAUAAUGUUGGAAGAAGGUGGAGUCUUAAGUAACUUAGUUGGUGAUAAUGAUGAAAGAAGGUGGAGUCUUAAGUAACUUAGUUGGUGAUAAUGUUGGAAGAAGGUGGAGUAUUAAGUAACUUAGUGGUAAUGCUAUAAGAAGGUGGAGUCUUAAGUAACUUAGUUGGUGAUAAUGCUGGAAGAAGGUGGAGUCUUGAGUAACUUAGUUGGUGAUAAUGCUGGAAGAAGGUGGAGUCUUAAGUAACUUAGUUGGUGAUAAUGCUGAAAGAAGGUGGAGUCUUAAGUAACUUAGUUGGUGAUAAUGCUGGAAGAAAGUGGAGUCUUAAGUAACUUAGUGAUAAUGCUAUAAGAAGGUGGAGUCUUAAAUAACUUAGUUGGUGAUAAUGCUGGAUGAAGGACCUGGAUCCAUGGACUCGGCGAGGCUGACUUCCCAACAUUACCAUCCUCGCAUGGGCAGUGUUCUCGUGAACGAAUCGGCCAGUGGCUAUUGGUUCCAUGUGAACAGUGGAGAGAAUGACUCUCAUCCCAGAUGUGUAGUGGUUUGGUCAUGGGCACGCAAGUGCAAAUGCACAGCUGUCAACCCAUACGAUUUUCCCGUUUUCUUGUACAGGGAAAUUUAGUUUUCACGUCCAUACAGCGUACAGCCGUUUCAAUACAGGCAACAUUUUUUUAGAUUAAUAAGGGCACGGGGUGACCAAUCAAGUCUGAAUUGGUUUGUAAUAAGAUAGGCGCUGAUAAGGUGGUUGACAGGUAUGCAAAUGCCACGAUAUAAUAUAGGUCUGGGAAGCCAAAAGGCUGGUGGACUAAAAUGUACUUUUAUUUGAACGUGGAGACAAUGAAGUUCUGUCAAUAUAUACCGGCAUCUAUAAUUUAUCCUCCACAACAAGGCACACUGAUAUUCUUGGUUCUUUCGGUAAAGUCACGUAGAAAGGAAACAAUUAAAUAAUAAGCAUAAGGUAUAUAAAAUAAUAAUUUUGUAUUAUUUUGUUUCCCUUCUACGUGACUUUACCGAAAGAACCAAGAAUAUGAAUCCCUGCAGUCACGAAAGCUUUAAAUCAAAAGGCACACUGAGUUAUGUUAACGUGUGCUUUAUGCAACAGUCCACGUUUUCUGUUUCCUUCUGUUGGCAUGUGUAGGACACGUCUUGUGUUGGGUAACUACAGUAAAUGCUUUGAAAUCCCACUCACUCUUAGCCCACAUUUAUCGUGAGUUCCAUAACGUAAUUGUGUGCACAUGGAAAUGAGGCUCUACAACCCCAACGUAACUGUUAUCGUAAUCUGCUUGCCAAUAUUUGCAGUGCUCUUGAAUUUGGGCCACGUUUCAGCAUUGGUCAUGGUGACAUUUAACUUUAAGGCCGAUUGAUAUGUCGUCACUGUCUUGAAAUGUUUCUAGUAUAAUGCAGGAUUUAAUUUUACAAAAAUAAUAAAACGUGUGUCGUGAUGUAACACACCCAAGCAUUCCUACAUCAGGUGAUGAGUGUAUAGUGGUGGGGUAUCUGCGGCCAAGUCCCUGUUGUUUCUUAAAAUGCUUUUUAUUUCUCUCAAUUAUUAUGCAUUCUGACUCUUCUCGCCUUCCCCCACCAUUGCAAAUGGAGACAUUAAGCUGUUACCUGCAGUUGCCACUCCUUAAAGACAUGAUUGUAAAUGGAGACAUUUGUACUGUGGACAGUUUCUAACGGUUGGUAUUCACAGUUCUUUGGUCAGUGUUGCUCGAACUUAGAACCACGAGCUUAGCCUUGUGGGCUUCGGCAGACAACUUCAUGGAAGCGUCGCGUCCGUCAUGAACGUGGCUCGGUGUUUAAACAAAAUAAUCAAACGAACGGCCCCGUAACGUCAAACCACAGUCAUUCAAUCGGCUCUGCCAUUGCAAAUUCUCACCGCUUAUUCAAGCCCACACGAAUAUUUUGGGCGAUACCAUUUAUAGAUAUCCCACUAAAAAUAAAGUGAGAAAUCAUAAAGGAACAACGCUUUAAUUUACAAGUCUCGACAAUGUAUUCAACCAAUAACAACAUAAUUAUCGGCUGUUAUCCCCCCCCACCCUCCUUUGUAAAGGUCGCUGUUCACGGCAUUCAGUCGCUUGUCGAGUGGAGAGUUAUGUGCUCGUUCCGUGUCAGUGGGGUAUCUGUACGUCGAGCACCCUGGACAUUGCUACUUUGAACUUCACCACAAUGGCCUCUCCGUGAUGACCCUGGGAUGAUUUACUCUGAAGUGAAACAAUAUCAUGAACUGUUGAUGAAAAACAAGCUGUCUUAGCUUCCAUCGGUGUUUCAAAAUUCUUUAAGCGUCCUGUAUUUUGAAUAAAUGUGUAGACAUGAGUUACUGUAUCAGACGGUUAAUGACACUGAACAUUUGAUAUUAUAAUUAAAUAAUAGCCAUUGAUUAAACUAAUAACCCUUGCAUGCCUUUUUAUGUUCUAAAGAUGAAGCCAUUUCUUAAGAUAAAACGAAAAUGAAAAAAACCACUACGAUAUUUGAAGGGUUAUAGUGUAAAGGUUUGGAAAUGUCGCGUGAUAACAUGGUGACUGUGUUUUAAAAGUACGAAGUUUCAGUGGCUUGUUUUUAUAUAAAGAAAGGGUAAGAAUAAAACAUAAGGUAUAAAGAAUGAGAAAAGAAAAAUGUAUUUGCCAUGUCCAAGUCUUCUGAUGUCCCCUGUUUUAAAGACCAAGUGAAAAAUAGCAUUCAUCGUUUGUAAAUAUAAAAUCAGUGCAGGCGUGAAAA